This is a messenger RNA of Aspergillus nomiae NRRL 13137, 849 nucleotides long. RefSeq names its product putative pathogenicity factor. The coding region runs from base 1 to 849 and encodes 282 amino acids. The record is from RefSeq and is a predicted model, not a curated record. The transcript has a single exon. NCBI's taxonomy places the organism in Eukaryota, Fungi, Ascomycota, Eurotiomycetes, Eurotiales, Aspergillaceae.
AUGCACCAGAAAGAAAUCCAAGAACAACAACCUCCCCCACCCUGCGAAUUCACAAACCCCUGUCCAGCAAUCGACGACGAGAAGGCUAACAACCCGCGCCGGAAAGUCAUCUCCCAUAUCUUCGGCCGCAAUAAGUAUGCCACAAAGCGGUUCCCGGACCAUGUCUGGGUGCAUUACUGUCGACAGCAUUACCAGCGCGCGCGGUAUCGGGUCGAGUGGCCGGUUACGCAGUGUGAGUUGUUGAUGGUUGUGCUUGGGCGCAUGGAGAGGUGGGGUGGGGUGUCGGGGUGGGAGGUUGUGUUGAGGAAGAGGGAGGUGCAGCGGUUGAAAGGGGAGGAUGGAGGAGGAGAGGAGGAGGUUAUUGCUGCUACUACUGGUGCUGGGGGGAGGCAUUCGGGGGGUUGUUGUAAGGAUGAGAGGGGGGAUGACGGGGACGAGUCGGAUCCUACUACUUCGCUCUCAUCUGGUUCGGGCUCGUCGCCUGCCUUUUCUGAACUUACUCCUGUGCAGGACCAUUGUGGCAGACGCAGGAAACCGACCAUUGUGGCUUCGCCUGUGCCCGGUUGGCUUCUGAGGGAAGUUGGUCGGGAUAAGUCUUUUGCGGAUUUGCGCGACCUGGUCCGUCGGGUGCGCGAGGAUAUGGAUUCUUUGCGCGGACGGGGCGUGCCGGCUCGUCAGAUCGUGUUUCCGGAUAUUGAGCUUUUACCGACGUUUCAGUCUUGGGUUCUGGCUCCGGUGACGAAGCGGCGGAGGGUGAGGAGGAAUGCAGGUAGAGGGAAGAAGGGUGGCAAUGGGAAGAAGGGUUCUAGGGUUAAUGGGAAGGGGGCCGUGAAGAGGGUUCAUGGGUGA